Molecule: messenger RNA, 2912 nt
Organism: Hippopotamus amphibius kiboko
Lineage: Eukaryota; Metazoa; Chordata; Mammalia; Artiodactyla; Hippopotamidae
Gene: LEP
Product: leptin
Exons: 2
Coding region: 23-526 (167 amino acids)
Biological process (GO): energy reserve metabolic process; positive regulation of phosphatidylinositol 3-kinase/protein kinase B signal transduction; response to insulin
Cellular component (GO): extracellular region
Molecular function (GO): hormone activity; peptide hormone receptor binding
Source: RefSeq, a predicted model, not a curated record
GAAGCACAUCCCGGGAAGGAAAAUGCAUUGUGGACCCCUGUGCCGGUUCCUGUGGCUUUGGCCUUAUCUGUCCUGCGUUGAAGCUGUGCCCAUCCAAAAAGUCCAGGAUGACACCAAAACCCUCAUCAAGACGAUUGUCACCAGGAUCAGUGACAUUUCACACACGCAGUUCGUCUCCUCCAAACAGAGGGUCACUGGUUUAGACUUCAUCCCUGGGCUCCACCCUGUCCUGAGUUUGUCCAAGAUGGACCAGACCUUGGCGAUCUACCAACAGAUCCUCACCAGUCUGCCUUCCAGAAAUGUGAUCCAAAUAUCUAAUGACCUGGAGAACCUCCGGGACCUUCUCCACCUGCUCGCCUCCUCCAAGGGCUGCCCCUUGCCCCAGGCCAGGGCCCUGGAGACCUUGGAGAGCCUGGGCGGCGUCCUGGAAGCCUCCCUCUACUCCACCGAAAUCGUGGCCCUGAGCAGGCUGCAGGGGUCUCUGCAGGACAUGCUGCGGCAGCUGGACCUCAGCCCCGGGUGCUGAAGCUUUGAAGGCCUCUCUUCCCAAAGUCAACGGAAGAAACCUGAGCUUCCAGGUGUCUGCAGGAGAAGAGAGCCUGUGUGGACAUCCUUUAUGCAGGCCUGCGGGUCAUUUCUCUCUCACUCCUCUAAGCCUCUCAUCCAAAGGCAGAAAACUCCAAGGCAGGAAACCAGAGAUGUAAAUACAUGGUUCCCUGCCCACCGGGAAGGAGGGCGCAUCCAGCAACCAGUGGACCAGAUCUGGGAUUUUCACAGAAGCCUGCCUCCCUGUUCCAUUUCCCUCUCGCCACACGCUUCAGCGUGACCCAGGGUGAUUUCAGAGCCUUUGGAUGAUCAAACAAUGUUCCCGUGAGAAUCCAGGGAGCACGGUGAAGGCUCUAGGCACACACAGCUGGAUACUCCCAUGCAACACAAGUUGCAAGCAUUUAUUUAUUUAUUGUGCAUUUUAUUCUGGAUGGAUUUGAAGCAAAGCCCCAGCUUCUCCAGGCUCUUUGCGCUCAGCCAGGGCUAGGGCUGCUGCUCGGGUGCAUUUUUCCAUCCCAUCAAUGGGCCUGGCCAAGGCAGACUCAUUUGGAGUGAUUUGAGGACUCUCAAGUUAGUCCUCUAGAGACUGGCUUUGUUUCUACUGUGACUGACUUUAAAUUACAGUGUUUGCAAUGGCAUUGCCCUGCAUGGGUCUCGAAGGGCCAGGUUAUUUUAAAAAGAAGAUGAGUUUUGUCAAGUGUCAUAUAUAGCCGUGUGCAGCGGGAGGAAGGGGAUGUGCUGGUGGGAGGGGGAAGGAUCCAGAAUGUAUUUUCUGAAUAACAUUUGUGUGAUGGGCUCAUUGGAGGGGGUGAGGUCAUUUUCUCAUCUUCAUGGUUUUCAUGAAGAGGUGAUGACUCCUUCAGGGGGAGUGUGGGGCUUUGCCAGCCGCCUGUGGACGGAGUGGGGGUGGGGCUGAAGCUGAAGAGUGUUGGGGCAGUGGUGGGCUCUGGCCUUCUCUGACUGCUAGAGAGUGGUCUUGCUCAUUAGGGAGUGAGGGUCCCACAUUGGAGACAGUGAUUCCCAGAGCAGGGGUCCCUGCUGUGGCCCUUUGAAUGGUCUGGGUUGAUCCCACGCUGGGUCUAUAACAUGGCAGUGUUCCUCUUUGGAAUUUUCAUGCUUACCCAAAGCAAGGCCAUAUUUCCCAUCCAUUUGGGAAGGAUUUUUAUUCCAGUGGGAGGGUGAAACCUAUAAGAGGUCUGUGGGCUUUAGCAGAUGGUCCCAAAACCUGGGUCAACACUGGGUCAGUGCAUCCCAGGGCCCCAGGACCAGCAUUCAGGAGUGCCCGUCUCGCUAGAGGUCAUGUCCAGUAGAACAAACAAGGAAGUUUGGGUUUCCCAGCAUCCUGCCACUGUGACGCAGUCAUCACAUUACAGGAGGUGGAUCUGUCCAAGGAAAUUGGAAUCUAAGCAACCAAUUUUAAAACUGAAUGCCUGCUGGUGUUCAGUCCCAACUGGUGCUAUGGGCUGAGAAGCUCACCAAAUAAAUAUUAAAAUCCAGUCCUACCCUCAGGGACCUUGCAUUCCAGAUGGUAAAAUCCCACUCACCAGCAUGCAAAGGCUGUCCUUUCACCACAGCAACCGAGCAGCUGAAACACAGUGUGGUCCUCAGCAGGUAGGAAAUGCUGAGCUGAGGAGGGCAGUGCCCAGGGGCCCACAGGCUAACCAUGCUUGCACUUGGUAGCAUUUUUACUUUUCAGGGCACAUCAGCAUCUAUUACUGUGAUGUUAAAUCCCUUUGAAGUGGGAUAACUGGGAAUUUAAAAAUAAGAAAAUACUCAAAGACUAUAACAGUAGACUGGUGGCAGGACCAGGACUAGAACCCAGGUCCUCUGACCCCCAGAGUGUCUCUGGAGCCAGGUAAUGGUCUCUGGAGAUAUGAACAGGGUUGGGCAGAGAAGUGCUUGCUGGAAGAGAAGAGUUCCAAGGCUGAUUUUGUAGGAGAUGAGGGAAGUGAAUUGCCUGGAGGGAGGAGGCUGUUGUGUUUGAAGUUUUGGUGCUGAGACACCGAGGUGAUGGGGUGAGAAGCCAGUUACAAAGAAAGGCAGAGAAAGGAAAGAUGGGAGGGAAAGGGUCAUGCUUAAGAGGACUUCAGGGGCAAAGAUAUUUGCUAUUGAAAGAGAUAGGAGUUGAAAGUUUUAGAGCGAGACUCAUGUGAUGGACAGAUUCAGACCUGUUCUGGAAAAUAUGUCCUGAUAAUCACAGCCACCCAGUCAGGCUGGGAUGUUUUAAGCCUUUUGCUCACAAAACCUGGCACGAGGGCUCAUUCCCAGAGUGUAAAACUUCCAAAAUAUAAGUGAUAGUGUUUUUUUGUAACUUAAAACAAUUUUUUUUGUUCCAAAAAAUCCAAAUAAAUUACGUUUGCCCCUUG